AUGGAUGCAAAGGAGGCCUUUGACGAGCUCCGUGCCCGCUUUGCCGCGCGGCCCUAUUUUCCAGAAGUGGAACCCAAGCUGAUGGAGAUGCGCCGCCGUGUUGAAGCGUCCCUGCCCCGGCAGGGUGGGGCCUACACCUCGGGCACGAAGGAGGAGAGCGAUGCUCAGCGGCGUCCUUCGACGUCGUUGAUGCGAAGACUUCCUCCUCCGAUUGUUCGCCCGGCCGCCGUGGAGGCCCUCCUGCACCACGCGGCUCCUUUACCAGUGUGGAAGGACGCGGAAAAGCAUGAGAAGGGCGGCGUGGCCGACGUGGACAGUGACAUGAGCAACGACCGCACUUGGGAAGAUUACUGGGGCCAGAGGCAUUCGGCGCACCUUCAUGCAUCUGGUGGGAGGGCCUCUCAGGCCGCAAGGAAUAUGUUCAAUUACACCCCAACGGUGUCCUUUCCGUCUGGGGCACGCGUGGAGCAGCCCCCCGACGCUGCGCCGGGGCUGUACAAGAGUGUUUUAUCUGGGAUGCAGUACACGCAUGAGGCCGGUGGUCUGCAAUCGCCGCGACACACGUUGGGAGAGGCUCCGAAUUCGCGGUCACUGCUGAACGGCGGCGGUGAUGGUACGAUGGGAGGGAAUGCGCGUGGCGAGGAAUGGCCCGGCGCACUCCGCCCACCAGUGAACUUGUAUGCCGGAACCAGCGUAGAGCGUGUGAGCCAUGCCGUGCAGAAUAAUGAAUCUGGGAAGGAGACAAAAGGGGAAGCACAGAAGAUAGCAGAGGAAAAAGUGAGUGAGGAAGUGAAACACCGUGAUGUGAGACCAAUUGAUGUGAAAGAGGUGCCAGUUGACACCGUGAGGGAGAAAUCGCGUUCCAGGCUUGCGGAGCUUGACGAUUUGGAGAAAACUCACCACGACGCCGUUGCUGUGGCGUUGAUGAGAACUCCCUUGCAGCUUCAACAGCAGAGGGCGUCGACGCUGGGUACGGAUGGCGCCAGACGCGGCCCAUACCCGCAUGACGCUUCUCAUGGAAGCCAACUCCGUCUGCAGCUGGGACAACGGACAGCAGAAGUCAACGUGGACGUGGACAGGCUACCACGCGCCCACGCGGUGUGGCGCGAGCCUCUGAGUAUGCCGACCUAUGCUAGAGUUAAUGGCAGGGAAAUACAUGUGCCACAAAAUUUGUCUCAAUGGGGUGCAGCAAAUGCGUCUUGUUUUGAGAAACACUCCUCCUCCUCGGCCCUCAAGCCUUCACACAGAAGCAGCCCAGGCCCUUAUGAUGCGGGGGAAAAGUGGUUAAAUGUGUCGUUUCUGUAA
Trypanosoma conorhini is the source of this 1305-nucleotide messenger RNA. RefSeq lists its product as uncharacterized. The transcript has a single exon. NCBI's taxonomy places the organism in Eukaryota, Euglenozoa, Kinetoplastea, Trypanosomatida, Trypanosomatidae. The record is from RefSeq and is a predicted model, not a curated record. Bases 1 to 1305 code for a protein of 434 amino acids.